Molecule: messenger RNA, 1093 nt
Organism: Oryza brachyantha (malo sina)
Lineage: Eukaryota; Viridiplantae; Streptophyta; Magnoliopsida; Poales; Poaceae
Exons: 1
Coding region: 98-739 (213 amino acids)
Source: RefSeq, a predicted model, not a curated record
CCAAGAACGGAGCUCGCAUUUUCAUUCGAUUCCUCUCCGAGCAGAGCAAGCAGAGCGCGCGCGCAUCCAAGAGAGCCCAGCCAACGUCGCCGGCGAGAUGGACCUCCUCGAGCAGCCUCUCGAGGCCGUCGCCUUCCGCCUUUACUCGCUCCCGGAGGCUGCGGCCGCAGGCGCCGCGGCGUGGACCUGCCUCGCCGCCGUCCUCGCCGCGGCCGCCGCCGCCGGCAUCUGGCGCCUCCGGGCGGCUACGCCAGCUGCGAUGAUUAGUGGUGAUACCUCUUUUGGAGAGGAUCGUUUGGGAAGGGAUACAUCGUCUUCGGCGGCGGCGGCGACGACGACGUCCGAGCGGGCGAGGUCGUCGGAGAGGCCGCCGGAGCCGCUGGCCUCGUCGUCGCCCUCGCCGAAGGAGAGGUACACGGCGUACUACCGCGACAGCUGCUGCGUCGGGUGCUGUGACCUGGACGACGAGGAGGUGGUCGAAGAGGAGGAGGAGGAGGAGGAGGACGAUGACGACUGCGGCAUGGACGGGCCACCGUCGGAGACGAUGCCGUUCGAGUGGGAGAUCGUGAGGUCUCUGCCCCUCAGCCCGACAGCGUCGGCGGAGGUGUGCCGGUACAGGGACACGGCGCCGCUCGGCGGCAGCGUCGUGCGGCUGUGGGAUCAGGCAGCCGGCGGGAGCUUAACGGCGGCGAGCCCGAGGCGGAGGGGACGACCCGGCGGCGUAGUCCCGGCCUUCUGAGCACCCAAAAGGAGCAAUAAAAAUCAUAUCUUUAUCGGCUGUAGUAGUUUUGUUUUGUAGCUUCAAACAGUUCAGCAAUGUACAUAUAGCUCCUCAUCCUGGCCAGCAAGCAGUCGCAUCCAUCCUUGAAUUUGCGCAAAUUUGCAGGCUCCCAACUCCAAAAUCGGCGCAAUUUCAUCUCAAUUCCGCACAUCAGUAGGUGAAACCAAACGCAUCUUGUUCUUCACCCUCACGGCCGACUUGCCGAUGAUGGUGAAACGCUCUCGACGAUACGUUUCUUGGCAGCCACAAACACUCCAAUUCACUCACACUCUGAAGCCUGGACACGCAAGUUUACCCAGCGUGCUUCACCUA